Molecule: messenger RNA, 232 nt
Organism: Racocetra fulgida
Lineage: Eukaryota; Fungi; Glomeromycota; Glomeromycetes; Diversisporales; Gigasporaceae
Source: the annotation of a GenBank genome assembly
UAAUGAAAAUAAUAGUUCAAAUGAAUUUAAUAUUAAUAAAGCUAGUAGUUUAGUAUCUCAAUUGACAAGGGAUAAUUCUGUUUCAACUAAAUCACGAGAAAAUCGAUGGAAAUUAGAUGAAAAUACUACAUUGUGUGAUUAUCAAUUUUAUAUUUUUUCUCAUGUUGAAGCUUCACAUGUUGUUUAUCAUAUUGCUUCUGAAGAUAUUAGCAAUGAUGAGGAAGUAGAGGAG